Molecule: messenger RNA, 1189 nt
Organism: Orcinus orca (killer whale)
Lineage: Eukaryota; Metazoa; Chordata; Mammalia; Artiodactyla; Delphinidae
Gene: FKBP6
Product: FKBP prolyl isomerase family member 6 (inactive)
Exons: 9
Coding region: 112-1095 (327 amino acids)
Molecular function (GO): peptidyl-prolyl cis-trans isomerase activity; protein binding
Source: RefSeq, a predicted model, not a curated record
UCGCGGUCCCUGAACGGAUUGCCGCCGUGGGGUGCGGACGGCAGGGUAAAAAGGGGAGGCCGAGUCUCCGCUGGGAGAAGACAGCGGAAUCGAGAGGAAGGCCACGCGGAGAUGGGGGGCAGCACCCGGAGCCCGGGAGUCCUGCAAAGGGACGACGCCUCCAGCCAGUCUCGGUACCAGCGGUUAAGUCAAAGGAUGCUGGACCUUUCCGGGGACCGGGGCGUGCUGAAGGAUGUCAUCCGAGAGGGUUCCGGAGAGUUGGUGACACCAGACGCUUCGGUGCUCGUGAAAUAUUCUGGGUAUCUGGAGCACAUGGACAAGCCUUUUGAUUCCAAUUGCUUUAGGAAAACCCCUCGGCUCAUGAAACUUGGAGAGGAUAUCACACUUUGGGGCAUGGAGUUGGGCCUUCUGAGCAUGCGGAGAGGAGAGGUGGCCAGGUUUCUGUUCAAACCGACCUACGCUUACGGAAUGCUGGGCUGUCCUCCCCUGAUCCCCCCAAACGCUACCGUCUUGUUUGAGAUCGAGCUGCUUGACUUCCUGGAUUCUGCUGAGUCAGACAAGUUUUGUGUCCUCUCAGCCGAGCAACAGGAUCAGUUUCCACUUCAGAAGGUCCUAAAAGUGGCAGCUACUGAACGGGAGUUUGGCAACUACCUUUUCCGCCAAAAUCGUUUCUAUGAUGCCAAAGUGAGAUAUAAACGGGCCUUGUUGCUUCUCCACCGGCGAUCAGCACCCGCUGAAGAGCAGCUCCUGGUGGAGACCGCCAAGCUGCUUGUUCUCCUUAACCUGUCCUUUACGUACCUGAAGCUGGAGCGACCCACCAUGGCCCUGCGCUAUGGAGAGCAGGCUCUAGUCAUUGACCAAAAGAACACCAAGGCCCUCUUCCGAUGUGGACAGGCCUGCCUCCUCAUGACUGAGUAUCAGAAGGCCCGGGAUUUUCUAGUCCGAGCCCAGAAGGAACAGCCCUUCAAUCACGACAUCAAUAACGAGCUGAAGAAACUGGCCAGCUAUUACCGCGAUUACCUGGGUAAAGAGAAAGAAAUGUGUCACCGAAUGUUUGCUCCUGGUGAACAUGGCUCUACAGUAGGAGAAAACUAAAGAUUCCUCAGCUAACUACAAGCAAGAGAAGAGAGGCUGCCCAGUUCUCCAUCGUUAUGGGGGGUGGCGAGGGAGCUUUCUGGAAGGAACUCCU